Messenger RNA from Striga asiatica, 1781 nucleotides. NCBI's taxonomy places the organism in Eukaryota, Viridiplantae, Streptophyta, Magnoliopsida, Lamiales, Orobanchaceae. The record is from the annotation of a GenBank genome assembly.
AAAGACUCUCUCUUUUCUCUCUCUCUCUCUAGAGACCUGUGCCGGUACCUUCACCGACCAGCCGCCGCCCUAACAUAUCGCCGGAGACCGGAGAAAGCAGCCAUACGCGGAGGGGUGAUUCCGGCGAAAUGAACGGCGGAGAUUUGAAUCAGCAGCAGCAGAUGCAGCAGCAGCAGUGGGCGGCGAUGCAGCAGUACCAGCAGCAGUGGAUGGCGGUGCAGUAUCCGGCCAUGGCGAUGCAGCACCACAUGAUGUACAAUCAGCAUUACGUGCCGUACUACCACCCGCAGCAGCAGCUGCAGCCGCAGUAUCAGUCGGCGCCGAAGCAGAGCAGCAGCGGCGGCGGCCAUCAGAUUCAGAGCUCCGGUGAAGAUAACAGGACGAUCUGGAUCGGGGAUCUACAGCAGUGGAUGGAUGAGGUUUAUCUCCAUUCGUGCUUUUCUCAAACUGGAGAGGUUAUCUCGGUCAAGAUAAUCCGCAACAAACAAACAGGUCAAUCUGAGAGGUACGGCUUUGUGGAGCUCGGUUCUCAUGCAGCCGCUGAGAAGGUCCUUCAAAGCUACAACGGCACCCCAAUGCCUAAUGCCGACCAACCGUUCCGCCUCAACUGGGCCGCCUUCAGUUCCGGCGAGAGGCGGCCUGAUGUGGGCUCGGACCUCUCGAUAUUUGUUGGUGACCUGGCGAUUGAAGUGACUGAUGCCCUUCUGCUCGAGACGUUUUCCAGCAAGUACCCUUCCGUGAAAGGAGCCAAAGUUGUGAUUGAUGCCACCAGCGGCCGCUCGAAAGGAUAUGGCUUUGUGAGGUUCGGAGAUGAAAACGAGAGGUCCCGAGCCAUUAGUGAGAUGAACGGGGCUUACUGCUCGUCAAGGCCGAUGAGAGUCGGGGUUGCCACUCCCAAGAAACCCGUGCCUCCAGCACAACAGCAAUAUCCUUCGCAAGCUGUCUUAUUAUCUGGUGGAUAUGCGAAUGGCGCUAUGCCGCAUGGGCAGUCUGAUAAUGAUUCAUCUAACACGACAAUAUUUGUUGGGGGACUUGAUGCUGAUAUCACGGAUGAGGAUCUGAGGCAGUCUUUUGCUCCAUUUGGUGAGGUUUUGUCUGUGAAGAUACCAACUGGAAGGGGGUGCGGUUUUGUGCAGUUUGCAAACCGGAGCAGUGCAGAGGAUGCCAUUCAAAGAUUAAAUGGGACAACCAUUGGGCAGCAGACAGUGCGUCUUUCAUGGGGCCGAAAUAUGGGACCCAAACAGUCGAGGGGGGAUCGUAACAAUAAUAGUAACUGGAAUGGUGGUUACUAUGGAAGGCAAGGGUACAAUGGGUAUUAUGGAUACGCUCACGGGCCGUCCUCAAAUGGCCAUGGGACCCAACAUCAACCCGUCAGCUAAAAACCCUAAGAUACGUGCUCUGUGUAUUUUACUCGAGCUUUUUAAACAUCAGAGGUACUGUAUCAAAAACCCAGAAUCUGGGGAAAAAAGGAAUUUUGUAGCUGGAUCAAAAUCUCACCGGAGAGGAAACCUUUUUUUUUUUUUUGAACUUUAAACUUAUGUUUGAGAAUUUAACUUACUAAACAGCUUGUGAUAUGAUAUGAUGGUUUGUGUUUUUCUUAUUACAUACUUUCGUUUUGAUGCCUCACUGUGUUAAAACUUAAAAUAGACAUAGUUGGAUGUAAAAUAUUUGCAGGAAUCCCCCCUAUAUAUGAAAUUGUCGGAUGCGUUGAGUUUAAGUGGCAGACUCAUAGGCGUCGGAAUCUUAUGUGGCAAAAAACUAUGUUUCGUAGCUAGACUUGG